AUGCUCUCGUCUGACUGUCCCUUUUUAUAGUAUUCUGGCGCUCGGCUUCCGGUCAUCCCGUCCACCUGGCUCGGACAGGCUCGGACAGGCUCGGCGGGUAGCUGGAGAUUGUAUGCGGCGACUGUUUCCCCUUCCACCUCCACGGGACCCGAGGCGUCCAUUUAGGAAGCAGAAAUGUUGCCAAUUCCGCUCGUGUCCAAAUCAUCGCCCUUCUAUCUUGCAGAAGACCCUGGUCGAGUGUUCUGCAGGGGGGGAGCUCUUGAUAGCUCCGGGCGCCCUCCUGCCACAUCCUUCAACAGUCGCUCGUAUUCCUCGACGGGCAAUGCCUCGAGGCUCGAGGUCGAAGCUACACGAAAUCCAGGAACACGACUCCUGACCGAACGAGAACUAGUCACUCGCUUACUGACUAUGUACUCCUCCCGGCCCGCGCAACCUUCCGGAAAAGGAAGGAGCAUCGAGACGUGGCGGGCGAUACCUCGACGGUACGCAGGGCUGGGGGGGAUUCUCCGCCAGCGCCAAGUACCGGCAAGUACUGCUCCAUACCAUCAUCAGAUACCUCCUUCCUUUUCGCCCUCUUGCUCAAUCGAUCCGAUCUACUUAAUCCUUAAUCCAUAUAUUUGCCUUUGCUGGCCGUAUGGAUUUCUAUCGCCAGGUUGACGGAGGGAUCGGGUCAAGGGUGGAUGCUCAAUAUCUGCCGGGGGAGAAGAACUCAGCCUACCUACACUAUCUAUACUAUCUAUACUAUCUACACUUGACGAAGAUUGAAUUGGAUGACCCUCAUGAUAAUUGAACGAAAGAACCCCGCCGGUCAUGGCCGUCGUCAUCAGUGCGGCUAACACCCGCCAUC
Aspergillus steynii IBT 23096 is the source of this 847-nucleotide messenger RNA. RefSeq lists its product as uncharacterized. Bases 175 to 657 code for a protein of 160 amino acids. The transcript is spliced from 3 exons. The record is from RefSeq and is a predicted model, not a curated record. Lineage: Eukaryota; Fungi; Ascomycota; Eurotiomycetes; Eurotiales; Aspergillaceae.